AGCCACAGAGUGACGUCACAUGACAGGCAUCUCAAAUGACUGUAGUUCAAUCCUCGACUUCCGUGUUCUUUCACUACUACCAUCAGCCGAGCAGAAUGUCUCAUCAAACCGGCAUCCAAGCUACCGGGGAAGUGAAAGAAAUCUUUGCAAAGGCCCGGAACGGAGAAUAUCGGCUGAUCAAAGUAGUGAUUGACAAUGAAAAGCUGGUUCUUGGCGGAAGCAAGCGGGCUGCCAAGAAGUGGGAUCAGGAAUGGGACAGCUAUGUUCUCCCUCUCGUAGAAGAUGACAUGCCCUCGUAUCUUCUCUAUAGACUGGACACCACCAAUAACCAGGGAUAUGAGUGGAUCUUUUUGGCCUGGUCUCCAGACCACUCUCCGGUCAGACAAAAAAUGUUAUACGCUGCCACGAGGGCAACGCUGAAGAAAGAGUUUGGCGGUGGCCACAUUAAAGAGGAGAUUUUUGGCACAGUGAAGGAUGAUGUGUCUCUGAACGGCUAUAAAAAGUACCUCACCUCUCAGGCGGCGCCUUUGCCUCUGACGGCUGCAGAAGAGGAACUGAGGCAAAUUAAACUCAAUGAGAUGCAGACAGACAUCCAUGUUGACACAAAGCAGCAGACACUUCAAGGUGUGGCGUUCCCGAUGCAGAGGGAAGCUAUUCAAGCCCUGGAGCAGUUCAGGGAGAAAAGACUCAACUAUGUGCAACUGGAAAUAGAUUUUCCUAAAGAAUCCAUCAAGCUGUCUGGCACGACCCCUACGGAACUGAGAGAUCUGCCUAAAAGGAUUCCCAAAGACGCAGCUAGAUAUCACUUCUUCCUCUACAAGCACUCUCAUGAAGGAGACUACCUUGAGUCCACAGUGUUCAUCUACUCUAUGCCUGGUUAUAAAUGCAGCAUCAAAGAAAGAAUGCUGUAUUCAAGCUGCAAGAACCCUCUCAUAGACACAGUGGAGAGAAACCUGGGCAUUGAAAUUGCGAAAAAGCUUGAGAUUGACAAUGGCGAUGAACUCACUAGUGACUUUCUAUACGAAGAGGUUCACCCCAAGCAGCAUGCGCACAAGCAAGCUUUUGCCAAACCCAAAGGCCCAAGCGGAAAGAGAGGGGUUCGCAGAAUCACACGGGCACCAGGCGAGGGCCCCGAUGACGAUUAAACCUCCUCCACCACUUAUUCCAGGAUCGACAGUGGUACUUAGUCCUUAAAUCCAAUUCCCAGUUUACCUUGAGUCACAUAAACAACAGCCCUGUAGACUGAUCUAUGCACAAGAUACAACACUAACCUGUGAAUUUACAUUUUGUAGCCCGCAAUACAACAUGCUACGACGAGGAAAGCAGGUUGCGGUACACGAGAAUGUAUUUACAAACGCCACCUGUGACGUUCCUUGUUGUAGUUUUAACACUAUUACAAUGUUUAUUUGCAUAUUAUAGACUGACUUCUUUAUUUAGCCCAUAUUAUAUAGAUAGAUAGAGAGUGCAAUAUUGUUGAAAAUAACUAUGUUUAGUAGCGCUUGUAUAUUGAGAAUCGUUUUAAUGAUGAAAACGUACUGCGGUAUGAUUUCCUAUAAAGAUAUGUAGCCUAGCACUUCCAGUGAUGUCCAGUAAAACUACAUUUUUGCUGAGGACGUUAAUGUUUUAUGGGAAAUUGGCCAUUUAGUCCAAGAUUUAUGUUUGGGAAACAAGCCUGGAAAGUUAAACUCUAGUCUAGUCUCUGAUCUGAGAGGUUAGGUAUGUUUUAUAAGUCACUAUAAGCAUUAUUAAUUAACUUUCUGAUUGGUUAGGUUAAAAAUCAAAGGUCUUUCCUAAGAUGUGAGUAAAUUUGUCAAAUCAAAAGUAAUUUCAACAGUAUUUUCUCACCCUUGUAGUGAUUUAUAUGAAGGAUUUGCCAAGAAAAAUGUGCUGAAAAUGUUCCAAUACCUUUUUUUCUUUUAUAUAUAAAUAUAUAUGUUUUAAGUCUUAAAAUCGUUGUGUGAAUUUUAAUGUAGGACUGUUAAAUUAUAUAAAGAGUAAGUAUGUAAAUGAACCAAUCGUGACAAAUCUUAAGCAGUAAUGCUGUCUGCAUCUUAGCUAUUUUUCACAUUCUAGUAAAGAGUUAACCCACAGAGACGCUAUUUUUAUAAACCUGUACAGCUGUAUGUUCAGAUGAUGUCUUGAACUGGGUGUCCAUGGUUUGAAAGGUCGUCGUGUCUCUUCGAGCAAAUGUUUUUGUCAGCUAAUGGCCAGCUUCCAUGUCAUGCCGUUUACAGGUGCAUUAAUGUAAACAGUGCAUGCCAUUUACAUUGAUUGGAUGCUUUUGAAACCACUUAUAAGGGAUGAGAACACUGUCAACAUUUCUCCUAUAUGAAGGUAUUAUGAAGUCUUGAAUGGAAUUGUAGUCUUGUGUCUUUUUCUAUGCAUUGUAUACAAA
This is a messenger RNA of Paramisgurnus dabryanus, 2395 nucleotides long. RefSeq names its product twinfilin actin-binding protein 1b (gene twf1b). Gene Ontology annotation, molecular function: actin filament binding; actin monomer binding. Gene Ontology annotation, biological process: regulation of lamellipodium assembly; actin filament depolymerization; barbed-end actin filament capping. The record is from RefSeq and is a predicted model, not a curated record. Lineage: Eukaryota; Metazoa; Chordata; Actinopteri; Cypriniformes; Cobitidae. Gene Ontology annotation, cellular component: myofibril; cytoplasm; actin filament.